CCCCCUCUCCGCCACGCGGUGACGUCCCCUGCGGAGGCUGGUGAGGGGGAGGCGUGUACGCGGUGACGUCACGACCACCGCGUUUGCCCCUCCCGUACGCGUUGACGUCACGGCGUACGCCCGUUACCAAGGGCGACGGAGAUGGCGGCGCGCGUUUUCGCGACGCUGAUGGCGGCGCCCAGGAGCUGUGGCGGGCACCCCGCGGCCUCCUCCUUCCCCCCCUUCCCCUCCUCCUCCUCCUGCCCCACGUCGCCGCCGUCUCGCGGCCGCGAGGUGCGCGUCGUGGGCCGCGCCGAGCUGCGCGGGGCCCCGGACCGCGCGAGGCUGAGCGUGAGGGUGAGGAGCGCGGCCAAGAGGGAGGCGAGGAGCGCCGAGCGGAGCGCCGUGAGGAGGGCCGAGUACGCGGAGAGCAGCGUGAGGCGGGCCCGCGGAGUCCAGGACGCUGAUGUCACUGUGCUCAAGAGCCUGGACCGCCUCGACGGCCUCUACGUCAUGACAGUGGAGGUUGUGGCCGAGUUCAGUGAUUUCCAAGCGAUGCACGCGGUGCGGAACCAGCUGGUGGAGAAGCUGGACAGCUGUGUGGACGUGGCCUCCCCCGUGUACCACCUCACGGCCUUGGCACGCGACAACUACAGACGUCAGGCGUGCCUCCUGGCCGUGGCCAGCGCUCGCCGCAAGGCCCACGAGGUCUGCCGCCUCCUGGGCCUCUCCCUGGGCCGCCCCCUCUCGGUGCACGAGCUCCCCGCCGCCGACGCCGCCGCCGCCGCCGCCGCCGCCGACGACGACGAGUGGCCGCUUCCGGCCGUGUGCUCGGCCCGCCGCGACCGCGGCCUCGCCUCCGCCGAUCCAAACGCGGCGGUGGCGUCGACGCCGCCGUCCCUGCGGGAGCACGUGGAGGCGGCGACGGAGGCGGUGCGGAGCGGCGUGGCGGCCGUCUUCGAGCUGCGCCCCCCCCAGCGCGCCGGCGCCGGGCGGCGCCGCGGCCGCUGAGCGCAGCCGCGGCGCCGAGGGCGCCGUCGAGCCUGCCGGGUUCCGGCGUCCGCGGUCGUCACGUGGAAGGGCUGAGCUGAUGAGCGCUGGAGGUGGGGGGGGAG
Molecule: messenger RNA, 1094 nt
Organism: Petromyzon marinus (sea lamprey)
Lineage: Eukaryota; Metazoa; Chordata; Hyperoartia; Petromyzontiformes; Petromyzontidae
Gene: IRAK1BP1
Product: interleukin 1 receptor associated kinase 1 binding protein 1
Biological process (GO): positive regulation of canonical NF-kappaB signal transduction; immune response
Source: RefSeq, a predicted model, not a curated record